This is a messenger RNA of Gastrolobium bilobum, 984 nucleotides long. Its product is annotated as transcription factor RAX2-like. The coding region runs from base 1 to 984 and encodes 327 amino acids. The transcript is spliced from 3 exons. The record is from RefSeq and is a predicted model, not a curated record. NCBI's taxonomy places the organism in Eukaryota, Viridiplantae, Streptophyta, Magnoliopsida, Fabales, Fabaceae.
AUGGGAAGAGCUCCUUGCUGUGACAAGGCAAAUGUGAAGAAAGGACCAUGGUCACCAGAAGAAGACUCAAAGCUGAAGGAUUAUAUAGAGAAUCAUGGAACUGGUGGGAAUUGGAUUGCACUUCCUCAGAAAGCUGGUCUAAGGAGAUGUGGAAAAAGUUGCAGAUUGAGAUGGCUUAACUAUCUCAGGCCCAACAUUAAGCACGGAGAAUUCUCAGAUGAGGAAGACAGAAUAAUUUGCAGCCUUUAUGCUAAUAUUGGAAGCAGGUGGUCAAUUAUAGCAGCUCAGUUACCUGGAAGGACUGACAAUGAUAUCAAGAACUAUUGGAACACCAAGCUAAAGAAGAAGCUAAUGGGGUUGCUUCCUGAAUCUCAUCAAAGAAAACCACCCUAUCAUCAAUCCUCUCCUCAAAACCCACCACCAUUUCCUUCUCAUUCACUUUCCUCAUCAAUUUAUGGAGAUUAUUGCAGCUCUUAUUAUAGCCCAGCAGCAACCACAUCUUUCACAGGCCUUGAACCAAUUUCUGUUCCUUCAAGUAAUUACACAAACACAAGCUGCACAACAACCUCAAUUUCUCUCCCAUUUAACCAAAACCAAGAGUCCUUGGUUAGUGUUAGUCCCAUGCAAUAUUACCCUAUCACAACAGUGUUUGGAAGUGAAGGAAGUUGCAGUUCCUCUGAUGGAAGCUGUAGUCAGGUUAGCCAUGGCAGGGAAAUCAAACAAGAAGAAAUGGGGUUUCAGAAUUUCAUGUCAAACGGGUUUAUGCCUAGUCACAUAAGCAUUAACAAUAAUGGAGGUGGUGAAUAUAUGAACCAGUGGGAAGAAAAGCCAAAUGGGUGUUUUUUCCAAACACAAACCCCAUUGGAUUAUGAUAUUGAUGUUAUUAAGCAACUAAUUAGUAGUAGCAAUGGAAGCAGUAAUAAUGGCUACUUCAGUAUUGAUGAAAACAAGAUGGAGGAGAAGGGUAUGUACAACUAUUACUGA